AGGCUCGAUGUCGUCGCUGAUAUCGUGGAGAGUAAUUUGGGGGGUACGCUGUCCUCGUUCAGUCAUGUAAAUGCCAUCUUCCCGGUGCUCCCAAGUCAUGGUGGGUUCUUCACUCUCGCUUUCUUCGUCGUCGUCAUCGUCAUCGUCAUCGUCAUCAGGGUGAGAGGCAACCAGGAGGCGGAUUUCGCUCAUGAAUUGGAAUGA
Messenger RNA from Serpula lacrymans var. lacrymans S7.9, 204 nucleotides. RefSeq lists its product as uncharacterized. The annotation marks the transcript as partial. Lineage: Eukaryota; Fungi; Basidiomycota; Agaricomycetes; Boletales; Serpulaceae. The record is from RefSeq and is a predicted model, not a curated record. The transcript has a single exon.